Molecule: messenger RNA, 1596 nt
Organism: Haliotis rufescens (red abalone)
Lineage: Eukaryota; Metazoa; Mollusca; Gastropoda; Lepetellida; Haliotidae
Product: 3-ketoacyl-CoA thiolase, mitochondrial-like
Exons: 11
Coding region: 17-1243 (408 amino acids)
Biological process (GO): fatty acid beta-oxidation
Molecular function (GO): acetyl-CoA C-acetyltransferase activity
Source: RefSeq, a predicted model, not a curated record
AAGGGGACAUAACUCUAUGGAACAAUCUUGGAGUUCAAAGUUCAUCAUGGCGCUGUCCAGAGGUGUGUCGGGCGUGUUCAUUGUUGCUGCCAGGAGAACAGCCUUCGGGACGUAUGGAGGGAAACUAAAGGAUUUCACGUCGACCGACCUCGGCACAAUCGCAGCCCAGGGAGCUCUGGAAGCCGGCGGAGUCAAUCCUGAACUCAUCAACUCUGUUGUCUUUGGAAAUGUUAUUCAGUCUUCAGCAGAUGCAGCGUAUAUCGCCCGUCAUAUCGGGCUGCGAGUGGGUGUGCCCCUGGAGGUGCCGGCCCUGACCGUCAACAGACUGUGUGGGUCUGGCUUCCAGGCUGUCGUUAACGGAGCUCAGGAGAUAGAGCUGGGAGAGAGCAGCAUUGUGCUGGUCGGGGGAUCCGAGAACAUGACUCAGGCUCCGUACGCUGUUCGCAACAUCCGCUUCGGCACCAAACUUGGCUCAGACAUCAAGCUGGAGGACACGCUGUGGGCAGGCCUGACCGACAUGCACAUCAAGACCCCCAUGGGCAUCACGGCUGAGAACCUGGCGGUCAAGUACAACAUCUCCAGGGAGGACUGUGAUAACUUCGCUCUCGCCUCACAGACACGCUGGCAGAAGGCUUUUGAAGAGGGCGCUUUCAAGGCUGAAACUGUUCCCAUGAAAGUGAAAGGAAAGAAAGGUGAGGAGAUAUUUGAGCGAGAUGAGCACCCACGGCUCGCUCCUGCAGCUGCACUGGCUAAACUACCCCCAGUUUUCAAGAAGAAUGGAACAGUAUCUGCAGGAAAUGCAUCUGGUGUGUGUGAUGGAGCAGCAGCUCUGAUCCUGGCAAGCGAGGCAGCUGUGAAGAAACACAACCUCACCCCACUGGCUCGCCUUGUGUCCUACGGCAUCUCAGGUUGUGACCCCAAUAUUAUGGGUAUAGGUCCUGUUCCAUCCUCUAAGGCUGCUCUCAAGGCUGCAGGGAAGGAAUUGAAAGACAUGGAUCUCACUGAGGUGAAUGAAGCCUUUGCUGCCCAGUCCCUGGCUGUGAUAAAGGAGUUGGGAUUGAACCCAGAGAUCACCAAUGCUUGUGGUGGAGCAAUAGCCCUGGGACACCCUCUUGGAGCCUCUGGAGCCAGGAUAACAGCUCAUCUUGCACACGAGUUGGGGAGGAAAAAUGCAAGGUUUGCUCUUGGAAGUGCCUGUAUUGGAGGUGGGCAGGGAAUCACUGUUAUCUUGGAGAAGGCCUAAGAAAUUUGUGAUACAUGAGAGCGUGGAGUGGACCAUAUGAAUGCCACAGUAUCAGUGAUAUGAAAUCUUGGCACCAUCUGAUUACUUCUGAAUACUGUGUUGUGAGCCUGUGUGUUGUCUUCAUUAAGAAUUGAUCAUGGCGUUGAUAUGUUGAUGGAUCUGUUAUUUGUUAUUGAGUAAACAUUUUUAGGAACCACAUUGUCAUAGUCGUCCAAAAGCAUCUGGAUAGCUAUUAUAUUUGUCCACAAUGAUAAUUAUGUCAAUGUCAAGCAAAAUUCUUGCUCUACGACAGCUGCAGCAUUAUCUAUGAUCAACGUUUUCUAUAUCACUGUUUAUUAAAAUAUUUUGAUAGA